Puccinia triticina is the source of this 591-nucleotide messenger RNA. RefSeq lists its product as uncharacterized. Bases 1 to 591 code for a protein of 196 amino acids. The transcript has a single exon. The record is from RefSeq and is a predicted model, not a curated record. NCBI's taxonomy places the organism in Eukaryota, Fungi, Basidiomycota, Pucciniomycetes, Pucciniales, Pucciniaceae.
AUGUCGUCCUCUCGGCUCUCGUUGCGUCCCUCGCCCUCACGACCCAAAUCUUCCGGCAGGAAAGCAGCUCUACUGCCUGCUCAAAUCCCUCUCCCGCCGUCGCCUCCCGCCUCAGAUGGAAUCGAAGAUCCCUUCGGUCCGCAAUCACCCCAGCGGGGAUCCUCCCGUCGAGUCUCCCCACGAGCUAAAACAUCCGCGUCUCGGCAACCUGUCCCCCAACCUCCACGUCGCCGCAGCACCCAUCUGGCGCUCGAGGCGGUCGUCGAAUCCAAGCAAGACAUCGGCCGAACGCGCUCCAGGAAGCGUUGCGUGCUUGCAGACCAGCUCGACUCCAGCUCGCCUCCCACGAGUCCGACCAACAGGAAAUCCGCCCGGACUACUAAGCGAGUCAAGCUUUCCCAAGCAUCUCCUGCUUGUCGAUCGCCACCCUCUUCGCCCAUUCGUGCCCCCAGAGAUACUCCUAAUAACCCGUUCCUUGUACUCCAGAAAUUCUCAUGUUCCCUCUCUUCCUUGCCGAUCUGUGAUUGCUGCAAGUGGAUCUCGAUUUCGAAUUUUGUAGCUGGAAUCUCGGGCAAAAUUCCGGUAGGCUAG